Alnus glutinosa is the source of this 921-nucleotide messenger RNA. RefSeq names its product L10-interacting MYB domain-containing protein-like. The record is from RefSeq and is a predicted model, not a curated record. The transcript is spliced from 2 exons. Bases 56 to 889 code for a protein of 277 amino acids. NCBI's taxonomy places the organism in Eukaryota, Viridiplantae, Streptophyta, Magnoliopsida, Fagales, Betulaceae.
UUUUUAGUUAUAUGUUAAACCUUGCUUGUCUGUAACAUAGAGUAAACGAGAGAGCAUGGGAGAGGAGGGGAACACAUGGAGCCCAGAUCAUGAAGAUAUUUUCGUGCGGCUACUUGUCCAAGCAGUGGACCGUGGCGGCAUUUCUCAUGGCUCUGUAGGCAGCAAGACUUGGCCUGAAAUUUACAACGUAAUGCUAGGGCUGACAGACCUGGAGUGGACUUUGGACCAACUGCAAUCCAAAUACAACAAGCUAAGAACUGACCAUAAGGAGUUCUCAGAACUCUUGAUGGAUAAAACUGGUUUUGGGUGGGAUCCCAUUACCAAUACUGUCGUUGGCAUGGAAGCACAGUGGCAAAGUUACUUGAGGGUGAAUAAAAAGGCAUGUCGCUUUCGCAAAGAAGGUUGCCGCAACUACGAGCAAUUAGGGAUCGUUUUCAAUCGUUCCAAAGCGACGGAUGUUCUCCGUGAGGAAGAAGUGCUCACACACCAUAUACGAAGCGGUGAGCGGAAGAGUAAAGGUAAAGGUAAGCAAUGUGUGACAGACGUAUCAAUGGGGGUCAGUAAUAGAUCUUUGAGGAGGUCUAAAAGUAUGGUUGAUGCGGAACGUUACAUCAUGUUCAAAGAGAUUACAGAAAUGGCGAAGGCGAGAACAGAGCAGCUAAUUAUCAAGACGAACCAGCUUAGGGCUUCGUCGGGGGUCAAAAGCGCCGGCAUAUCAGACCAUCCAAUGGCUCGCUGCGUUGAUUUGCUCAACGAGCUGGCGCUGGAGUUUCCUGAUGAGGUAUAUUGUAAGGCAAUGAAGGAGUUGAUGAGUGAGCAACUCCAGUGGGCUUUCAUUAGGAUGAGCCCCCAUUGUAGAAGGCUCUGGUUAUCAACAUUGUUGCCCUAGGAUCCCUGUUUCUGCUACUUGGCUUUCCUGAU